Messenger RNA from Engraulis encrasicolus (European anchovy), 2406 nucleotides. RefSeq names its product cell surface glycoprotein MUC18-like. Lineage: Eukaryota; Metazoa; Chordata; Actinopteri; Clupeiformes; Engraulidae. The record is from RefSeq and is a predicted model, not a curated record. The coding region runs from base 110 to 2182 and encodes 690 amino acids. The transcript is spliced from 19 exons.
UACACCGCUGUAGUCCAGCCCUUCCCUCGCCUUUCUCCGGUCCGCAUUUACACCGCUACACCGCAGCUGGGACAAGCACCUAGGCUACUGUACAGGAGGAACCCGCAGCAUGGCUUUGGGUGGUUUUGUUGUCACCGGACUUUGCAUCCUCGUCCUCGCCAGUCAAUCAUGGGCAGAGCUGGAGGUGAGCACGGAGGACCGUGUGGAGGUGUCCUUGGGGGAGAGAGCUGAGAUGGCCUGCCUGUAUAAGACAGACCAGGACCCCACGUCCAUAGUCAUCCAGUGGUUUGCAAGAGCACUGGGGAGCAACAGCUUCCUGCAGCGUGUUUACUACCUGGACAACACUACCGGCCCGUUGAUGGACCACGACUCGUCUGUGGCGGAUCGGGUCACAUUGGACCACAGCUCGCCGGGCUCUGUGGUUCUGAUCUUGGAUCCGGUGGAGCUGCAGGAUGAGAUGCUGUUCGUGUGCAGAGUCAAUGCCCUGUCGGACGGCACCAAGGAGGGCAGCACACUGCUCAGAGUUUUCAAUUCCCCAGAAGUGCCCAAAAUUGCAGCUGUCGAUAAUGGAAUACACAUCAAUGAGGCGGGAACAUCCAAGAUUGCAACAUGUGAGGUGAGGAAUGGCUACCCGAUGCCCAACAUUACCUGGUACAGAGGCCUGGCGCCCCUGCACAUCUCUGAAGGAGAGGUGGGAGUGACGAACCUGGUGACGCGGGGCACCAACCUCCUGUUCACGGUGAUGAGCGAGCUGCAUCUGAAGGUGCGGAAGGAGGACAAGGACGCGGAGUUCUACUGCGAGUCCACCUACUACGUCCCCGAGGGAACCAAGAUGACCGAGUCCAGGCGCAUACGCAUCACUGUACACUACCCAGCUACGCAUGUGGAGCUGAGUAAAGUGUCUCCUCCGGGACUGGUGAAGGAGGGCGACACAGUGGAGAUCAGAUGCCAAGCCGACGGCAAUCCCACACCUCCACUCACCCUCAGACACAAUGGGGAGGACGUGGAAGAGGAGAAGCUGACGGAGGACCAGAUGGGGUUGCUACUGAGGGGUGUGACGCGGAGUGACGGCGGCAACUAUAGCUGCACCUCUCUGGACCUGGAGGCCCUUGACCCGGAUGACAUGGAGAAGAGCAUGGACAUGGAGCUGAAAGUGCACUUUCUGGAUGAAGCUGUGGUGUACCCCAAGGGACCUCUGGUGCUAUCGCAGGGGGACAAUCUGGAGGCCACCUGUAACGCGCUCUCCUCUUUACCCACCAACACCGUCUGGUUUAAGGAUGGCCAGUAUGUUACUGACAGCCACGUGUUGAGGUUGAAGAAUGUGUCUCUGGACAGCGCUGGAGAGUACCAGUGUGCUGUAAAGGCGACUGGUCUGGAUGGCCUGGAUACGGAGGCACUGCUAAAUGUGCACGUUGAGGGUGUGCCGCAGAUCAAGCUGUUCAAGUAUCAGGAUAUGGACAAUUCGGUGAACCUCACCUGUGUGGCGUUGGGCUACCCCAUCCCCUCUGUCAAAUGGGACUCGCCUGACCAGGACCUGGGUGGACAGCAGAAUACUGCAGAAAUGGGGACCGGUGUGAUUAGCACGCUAACAGUGAAGGCCACGUCAGUGAUGUCAGUGGAGUGUAUAGCGGAGAACAGCCUCGGCCAAGUCAGCCAAGUGGUGCGGGUCGAGCCCAUAAUGCCUGAAACGACCUCUGCUGCCACCACGACUCCCCCUGAGACAGAGUCGGUGUCCACAGCUCGUCCAGCCAGAGGCUUCACCGCCUCCCCGUCCCCGUCCCUGCCCCCGUCCCCAUCCCCCACCACAGGGCACGGCCACAGAGCUGUGCCCAUUAGUCCCGACAGUAUUCCCAGUACAGUGGCGCCUGAAAGUGAAACUAACAUAACAGCUGGUUCUAAGUCUGCUGGAUCGGGAACUGUUAAACCUCCGCCUAGAACCCAGAAAGAGGGCAGUGGUGUCAUCAUCGCCGUGCUCAUCAUCUGCGUGCUCCUUCUGGCCAUCCUGGGAAGUGUCCUCUACUUCCUGUACAAGAAGGGCAAGAUCCCCUGCGGCCGCUCAGGAAAACAAGACCUAACAAAGGAGAAAUCGAAUAAAGAUGCCAUCAUAAUGGAGAUGAAGACAGACAAGUCGGACGAGGCUGUGCUCCUACAGGGUGUCAACGGGGACAAAAAAGCCCCCUAGUGACCAGAGUGAAGUUCACAGACAAGCAGUCGUGCCUGUGUUGAGUAGAGAGAGGGGGCGGCGACCGCAGCAGUCUUAUCCAAUCCCCUGCCCACAUGCCACUCAGGGUCCAACCCACACAAAAUGGCCUCCCAUGCCUCUUUUCCACUGCCGUUUUUGUGGUAGGCCUACAGCUUGACACAGUGCGACUCGGCUGCCACUUUUUGCUUUUCCAAUAGGCAUGA